AUGGCCGCUGGCGCCAGCGCCAGGGACUACUCUUUCGCGGCGGAGUACGACGGCCCGCCGCUCCCCUACUCGCUCCCGCGCGCCAUCCCGCUCGACCUCUCCCGCAUCCCGCUCGCCGCGCUGUCCUCCUCGCCCCCGGCCUCCCCCUCCGCCUCCUCGUCCCCGCUCCCCGUCGUUCGCCCGCUCACCCCGUCCUCCCUCUGCUCCGCCAUCCACGCGCACGCCCACCCGGCGCCCCGCUCCGCCGCCCCCGCGCCCGCCGCGGGAGGAGCUGUGGUGGAUUCCCCCACCUCCGUCAUCGAGAACCACCACGCUGCCGCGCACCACUCCGCCGAGCUCCCCUCUUCCCCCUCCGACGACGAGGGCGCCGGCGGCGGCCCCGAGGCGCUGCCGCUGAAGCCCCGUCACCACCAGCCCGCGGUCACCUUCGCCGAGACCAGCGGCUCCCUCCUCCAGUCGUCUGACGACGAGGACGAGUACGAGGAGGAGGAGGACGAAGAUGCCGACGCAGGGGAGGCCCGCCCCCGCGCUGCUGCCGGCCAGUCGAGCGGCUCCCUCUCCCCCGCUCACUGGAGGGGCGGCAGGACCCGCGGCUGCUACAGGUGCGGGAAAGGAGGCGGCUUCUGGGGCCGCGACAAGGAGUCGUGCCUCGCCUGCGGCGCGCGGUACUGCGUCGGGUGCGUGCUCCGGGCGAUGGGCUCCAUGCCGGAGGGGCGCAAGUGCCUGGAGUGCAUCGGCCGGCCAGUGGCCGAGUCCAGGCGGGGCGCGCUGGGGCGAGGGUCGCGCGUCCUGCGGCGGCUUCUCAGCGCGGCGGAGGUGGAGCUGGUCAUGAGGAGCGAGCGGGAGUGCGCCGCGAACCAGCUGCGGGCGGAGGACGUGUACGUCAACGGCACCAAGCUGUCGCCUGAGGAGCUUGUGGUGCUGCAGGGGUGCCCGUGCCCGCCGUCUAGGCUCCGGCCGGGGUUCUAUUGGUACGAUAAGGUGUCUGGCUUCUGGGGAAAGGAGGGACACAAACCACAUUGCAUAAUCACUGCAAAUCUAAAUGUUGGAGGUUCUCUAGAUCAAAAAGCAAGCAACGGGAACACCGGGAUAUUGAUUAAUGGGCGAGAGAUUACAAAAUCUGAACUGCAAAUGCUUAAGUUGGCAGGAGUCCAAUGUGCUGGGAAACCUCACUUUUGGGUGAAUGCUGAUGGGACUUACCAAGAGGAAGGCCAAAAAACUGUUAAAGGAAAGAUCUGGGAUAAGCCUAUAGUGAAGCUUCUUAGUCCUGUUCUGUCAUUGCCAACACCCAACAAAGCAGCUAAUCAAUCUGGCGAAGAUGCUGUUAACAUAGUAAAUCGAGUCAUCCCUGACUAUCUGGAACAAAGAACAACCCAGAAGCUUUUGUUGGUUGGGUCAGGGGCAAGCACCAUAAUCAAGCAGGCCAAGUUCUUGUACAAGAGCGGCAAGCCAUUUUCGGUGGAUGAGCGCGAAGACCUGAAACUUAUCAUACAAAGCAACAUAUACAACUACCUUGGCAUAUUACUUGAAGGCCGUGAGCGGUUUGAAGAGGAAUCUUUAGCUGAUAGAAGAAAAAUCAGUCCAAGUGACCCAUCUAGCUCUGGCUGUUGUGAAUCUGGAGUAUGUGAUGAAGUCACUGAGUACUCCCUUAUUCCACGCUUGAAAGCAUUCUCGGAUUGGAUUCUUAAAGCAAUGGCUUUAGGUAAUCUUGAAGACAUCUUUCCUGCAGCAAGCCGUGAAUAUGCACCACUUGUUGAGGAACUAUGGAAAGAUCCUGCUAUUCAAGCUACAUAUAGAAGAAGAAGUGAACUGCCGUUCCUUCCACCCACUGCCAAUUAUUUUCUUGACAAGGCUGUUGAUAUUUCUCGAGCGGAAUAUGAGCUCUCAGAUAUGGAUAUACUGUAUGCUGAUGGGAUUACAUCCUCAGAUGGGUACCAGUUGAUCAGGAUAAACAGUAGAGGUUUGCAUGAGAACUGCAAAUGGUUGCAAAUGUUCGAUGAUGUAAGGCUUGUUAUCUUUUGUGUUGCCGCUAGUGACUAUGAUGAGUACUACGAAGAUGCAAACGGUACCAUUGUCAACAAGAUGGUAGAGAGCAGGCAACUGUUUGAGAGCAUUGUCCUUCAUCCAACAUUUGAGCAAAUGGAUUUCCUUCUACUCCUCACCAAGUCUGAUCUCCUGGAGCAGAAGAUCAACGAUUCCCCACUGACCUCAUGCGACUGGUUCGACGACUUCACUCCUCUGAUCAGCCGCAACCUUCUCAGCAGCAGCAGCAAGUCCACGCGCAGCAGCACUGGCGCGACGCUGCCCCAGAUGGCCGCACACUACAUGGCGACAAAGUUCAAGAGGCUGUUCCAGUUGCUGACUGACCGUAAGCUCUACGUGUCCUAUGUGAACACCCUGGACCAGGAGUCGGUCCGGUUGGCGAUCCACUACGGGAGGGAGAUCGUCAAGUGGGAGGAAGAGAAGCCCGUGUUCGGUGCCAGCGAGACGGUCUACAGCGAGGAGCCGAGCUCCUUCACUCACUGA
Molecule: messenger RNA, 2526 nt
Organism: Miscanthus lutarioriparius
Lineage: Eukaryota; Viridiplantae; Streptophyta; Magnoliopsida; Poales; Poaceae
Source: the annotation of a GenBank genome assembly